AUGAGGACCCUCGUGGCAUUUCUGGUGGUUCUUUCUAUCCUUGUGACACAAUCUCAUGGAGAUGAGGUUUUUAACAUCUUCGGCUCAAACAACAGUGGCGGCAGUGUUCAGGAGACAGUGAGCAUUGACAACGAGAAAAACAUCGCCACCGUUAACAUCCAUGCUGGGUCGUGCUCUUCCACCACGAUUUUUGACUAUAAGCAUGGCUACAUUGCAUCCCGGCUGCUCUCCCGAAGAGCCUGUUACAUCCUUAAGAUGGACCACAGUGCCAUCCCUGAUCUGGACAAGCUCCAGCGGCUCAUAUAUGAGAAGCAGACUAUGACCACCAUGGACUCCAGCGAAUACACCUGGGUCAGAUACAACCCUCUGCAGUCACUGAUCAUGAAGGCCGACUGGUUUCUGUUUGGGUCACCCAUUAAAAAUCUGUGCAAGCACGUGCCCCUGUAUGAGGGGGAGGUGGUCAAGAAGUCAAGUAAGGUGGCCACUGGAGCCUGUGCCAAGGCUGGGCUCCUGGGGAUUCUGGGCAUCUCCAUCUGUACAGGCAUUCAUUUUUAG
Nannospalax galili (Upper Galilee mountains blind mole rat) is the source of this 555-nucleotide messenger RNA. RefSeq names its product gastrokine 2 (gene Gkn2). Gene Ontology annotation, biological process: regulation of cell population proliferation. Bases 1 to 555 code for a protein of 184 amino acids. The transcript is spliced from 6 exons. Lineage: Eukaryota; Metazoa; Chordata; Mammalia; Rodentia; Spalacidae. The record is from RefSeq and is a predicted model, not a curated record.